Parnassius mnemosyne (clouded apollo) is the source of this 1221-nucleotide messenger RNA. NCBI's taxonomy places the organism in Eukaryota, Metazoa, Arthropoda, Insecta, Lepidoptera, Papilionidae. The record is from the annotation of a GenBank genome assembly.
AUGAUGUCAACGACAGAAGGAGAUUUGGAUGUCGAGGUGACCCAUGAACGGGAGGAAGGCGAGUUGGAGAAUUCUGACGUUGAAGAAGGAACAUACAUACCUCUUGCGCGUCCAGAGGUUUUCAAUCCGCCGUCUCUAGUGAAUAUGCAGAUACAGGAUGAGUUAAGUGAUGAGCCUUCACUAGAGGAGUCAUCAGGCUCCGAAUCCGACGAAGAACCCCGUCGAAGAGCCAAGCGUACUAAAUUACGUUUGCGCCAAACACCUGAGCAGCAGGAACAAGCCACAAAAGGAAAUAAAUAUAAUGUUUGGUGUAAAACAGUCCAGGAAGACUUGCUGACUGAAGAUAUGGUCAGCUGUGAUGUUACAAAGAAAAGUAGAUAUGGUGUUGAAUCUUAUGAUUAUACAAUUAAGUAUAGGCUAAAUGAUAAUUAUGUAUCAAAAAAAGUUUUUAGAAGAGACCAAGAUUAUGUCAAAGGUCAUACAACAAAUAAAAGAAAGCAUACAGACAGAUCAAAUGUGAAGCUUAGACUUGGCAAACGAGUGAACAGCCAUCAGCCACAUGGAGAUAAACAGAAGCCAAGGUAUUUGCCAGAUUUGAUGGUCACAUCAGAAGAUCCUUUUGAGAAUAUUGCAGAGGAGAUUGCUGAAAAGUUGUCAGAAGAGAAAAAGGAGUUAGUGGGGAGAAUUAUUCAAGUAGUUGGUGCCAAUAAAGCUAUAGAAAUAUACAAAGAGACACAAAAGGUAGAAGCUGAUGGUGGAAUGCUUGUCAUGAAUGGCACACGUCGACGGACCCCAGGCGGCAUUUACUUUUUUCUAUUGAAACACGACAGUGAGAUUUCGCAGGCGAUGAUCAAUCAAAUUUUCAAUGAAGAUCGGAAAGAGACGGCACGUAAAAUUAAAAAAUCCCGCUCAAAAAGUCGUCAAAAAGUAAUGGAGCAACUGAAACAGAGCUUAACAGAUUCAGAAUUACCCUCCUUACUGUCACGCGGCGAAGCGACAGUUCAAACAGAACACGGAUCGAAUCCACCGCCAUCGCCUGCUACGGACGCGCGCGAAUGCUCCAGCGACACAGACGGACCCUCGCACACCGAUGCUCCCUCACAAUCCCCCACUAGGCCAAACUCCCCUCUUCCAGAUCGAACGGAUCCCAGACAACUGCAAGACUAUGACGAUGACGAUUUUCUCGAAGUGAUGUGCAAUGAAGAUAUGGAUCUGUUCUAA